Messenger RNA from Peniophora sp. CBMAI 1063, 516 nucleotides. NCBI's taxonomy places the organism in Eukaryota, Fungi, Basidiomycota, Agaricomycetes, Russulales, Peniophoraceae. The record is from the annotation of a GenBank genome assembly.
AUGAGGACGAUCGAGAGCCUGUUGCGCCGGGACAGCGCCGUACUAUUCCAACUACGAACAGGUCACGCCCCGCUGAAUAAGCACCUACAUCGUAUGCGCUGCGUCGAGUCGCCGACCUGCGACGCAUGCGGAGAGGCAGACGAGACCGUCCCGCACUUCAUCUACGAGUGCCAGGCGCGGCUGACCGAGCGACGCGCACUCCGCAAGGCCGCGGGGAAAAACUGGCGAAACCGAGCUUAUCUGCUCAGCGACGCGACGGGCGUGAAAGCCCUCAUGGGCUAUGUACGGGAAACUGGACGUAUGCGGUGGAGUCGCCGGGAGGAGGACGGCAUUCAAGAGGGCAAUUUCGAGGAUGGGGAAAGGAAGGAAGAGGAAGAGGGCGAGGACGAGGAGGAAGGAGAAGACGGAGAGGGGGAGAGGAGAGCGAAGGAGACGGAGGAGGUGGAUACGACGAUCGAGGGGCUCCUGAAGUGGUUCGAGAGGUUGCCCAGGGGAGGAGAACGAGACUCAGCGUGA